Messenger RNA from Colletotrichum truncatum, 3090 nucleotides. Lineage: Eukaryota; Fungi; Ascomycota; Sordariomycetes; Glomerellales; Glomerellaceae. The record is from RefSeq and is a predicted model, not a curated record.
AUGUCACAACGCAAAACAUGGUCGUGCAAUCCUGGAAGCCCAACUGCGACAGUCUCCAGUCAAGGAACGGCAAUCGGACGAAGAACAGCAGAACUUGUACGCACCACAGGCUCUUACCUCUCUGUGAGACAGUUUUCGAGAAGGAGUACCGACAGGACUUCUUCGAUCAUAGCCAGCACGCGAACUUCAAUAGAUCAGCUACAGGUGUCUCGGGCUGAAGAACAAUCCACUGGGGACAUUAUUCGUGAGCUGGGAGAGGGUCUCGAUAUUGUCGAGGACAGUACCAACAGCCUAGAGGUGGUCCAGCCUGAAGGAGAACCAGAUACGCUCAAGACCGAAAAUUCCGAUAAAGAUGUUAAACUACAGGGCUUGCGGACAGCAAUGCUAGAAGCUCGUGUGGAAACGAUCGAAGGACAACACUUUAUACCAAUAUCUCUUGUAAACGAGCUGUUGACGGAACAGAGAGUAAAGGAGGAACUGAUGCAAAGCCUAUCAGAAGCAUCGAGCCAUGAGCUGGAUGAAAUUUGCCAGCAGGUUUGCAGCCAGCCCAAUCCAAACGCCGCAUCAUCAUCGUUGAGGUUCCUCCGCGUAUUUGCUAUACUGGUUUUGAUCGGUCGGUCGGCCGAUAUUCGUGAGUUUAUUCGGUCCGGUAUCUCAGACAAAGACCUUCCACUCUCCGAAAAGCAGCUCCAGCAAACUAGAGACGGCGAAACAUCGACAGAAAGAAGGGCUAUUGAUCUUCCUCAUUGGGACUCGGAACUGAAAGAAAAGUUUGUGCGCUACCAAUGGGAAAUCAAUGUACCAUUCUUUUCACAAUCGGAAUCGCCGUCCAAAAUUCGAUUUUACAAGCUCGAUGCGAAAACCAUACUUCCAUUCACUAAUGACAAGACCCCGGAUUCGAUCUAUGGAGGAUUCAGCGAAGUCUCGAAAGUAAAAAUACAUUCUUCUCACCAUAACUUUAUCGGCAUUUCUCCCAAAUCAAACCUUGCCGUAAAACGGUUCAAAAAUGACGACUCGGGGACUUUUGUUGAGGAAUUAAGAGCUCUUCAAAGGUUCUACCGUCCACAGAAUCGCCAUCAUCAUCUGAUUAGUCCUAUAGCAACAUUCCAGCGAGGCAACAAAUACUUCAUCAUGUUCGAAUGGGCGGCAGGAGGCGACCUUCGUCAAUUUUGGAAAGCUAACAAACCACCUAUUCGGGCCAAUGCUGAACUUGAUCUUUGGAUGGUAAAGCAGUGCUUAGGUUUAGCUGAUGCAUUGGCGUCAAUCCAUAAGAUUCAUAGCAGCAAAUCUCUCUACGGGCGACAUGGAGACCUUAAGCCUGAAAAUAUCCUCUGUUUUGAGGAUGCCGACUCACCUAUCCGUCGCACACGGUUGGUGAUAUCAGAUGUAGGUCUGACCAGAUUCCAUCACUCUGCAGAAGGACAGCACAGUGAGCAGAGACACACGCCAACAUACCGAGCCCCGGAAUUUGAUCUCGAAAACGGAGUCACUAGUCGAUCAUAUGACAUCUGGUCUUUGGGAUGUUUGUUUCUCGAAUUCGUAACGUGGUAUCUCACUGGAUCCUCUGGUAUUGAUGACAAGUUCACGGAGGUCCGAACUACCGAAGGGCUUACGGACGUGCCGGAUGAUAACUACUUUCUUGUAAAGCGCGAUUAUGUAGAUGACACUUUGCGAGCUGAGGUCAAGCCUUCCGUCACAAAGUGGAUAAACGAAUUACGAAGACAUCCGAAUUGUGUGCCAUUCUUACAGCGAAUGCUCGACGUAGUAGAGACCAGAAUGUUGGUUGUAGAUGUGAAAAAACGCAUUGAGGCCAUAGAUUGUGUUCGCGCUCUGACUGAAAUAGCAACCUCUAUGGACACCAACAGCUUGAAUCAGGUGGAAAGUCCGAGGCAAAACACUUUGUCAGGAGUUUCAGCAAAUAAUAUUAUACAACCAACUAGUAGCAUUGACUCUCAGUUAAACAGAACACGUUCUCAAAUUGGCAUUGGAAAUCUGAGGCUGGAAAUCCUUGAUGAGAAAUCAAAAAGGAUAUCAACUUUUGAUACACUGAGAUUGCAAAUCGAACACCAACUUGGUCAUAAGCUUGACUGGUCGCCACUUCCUGGCGUGAAUCGAUGUCCAGCUUCUGCUGAAGCACGUCUCGUUUGGAACUAUGGAGGCAUGGAAGUCGCCAUUUUUCUUGAUCAUAAUCGACUCAAGCGCUACAGAGAUCGAAUUCACGUGUCAACCCCGGCGAUUCUACCGACAAUGAACGCUACAAAAAGUACCUCUAGAGGAACAAGAACAACUUUGGCGGGCUUGCAAGCAUACUGGCAAUAUAUUCGUCUGGGUGUCUCGAAGACCUUGCAAUCCUGGAAAAGGAGCAACGCCACUAAGAAUAACACCACAGUACUACAUCCUACAGUCCGCAUGACAGCCAGUACUGGGAAAGAAUCAUACUUCUGUAUUGAUAAGCACUGGACAAGUGUCAAGCAAACGAGUAUGUAUACCGUGCCAGGUAUUGACCAAUUGGAAGAUGACCAUCAGCUUUUCCUGGCACUUGGAAAAUGCCUCGAGGGUGCCCGAGGAUCUUGGAUGCACCGCUGGAGCUCAUGGAGAACUUGUACAGGGGUACAACUGUCCAAAUUUACCUUUCUCUUCGACAAUUGCGACCUCGUCAAAGCAUUCGAAAAGGGUAUGAACGAAAGGGUCCAGGAGAUAUGCAAAGGAUAUGACUACUCCUGCUUGCCGGAGCUCGAUCCUGAUGAGCAUAUGCAGCUGAUGGCGGAGACCAUUCUUCAAGGGCUGCAAGAGCCUGAGAGAGGCCAAAACAGUCGCGCGGUUCUUGAUGGCAUUCCGAAACUUCAAGCCCCACCUGGCAUUGAUAAAAGACAGUUCAACUCUGGAUGGGGCUUCUACACAUCCCAGGGAUACUGUCUGAUGAAGAUUCUACUUUGGGUUGGCGCCAUCUUAUCUCCUGGUGUCGCCUUCGUCAUAGCCUGGCUUUGUCUGGUAAACGCUUUCGACCUGCAGAAUGCGUUCGUACCUAUGAUGUUUUUGGCGGGUAAUGUUGCUAUCAUUCUGGCAUCUCUCCUGAUGUGUGCACCUUGA